Beta vulgaris subsp. vulgaris (sugar beet) is the source of this 1866-nucleotide messenger RNA. RefSeq names its product putative NAC domain-containing protein 94. Gene Ontology annotation, biological process: regulation of DNA-templated transcription. Gene Ontology annotation, molecular function: DNA binding. The transcript has 3 exons. The record is from RefSeq and is a predicted model, not a curated record. NCBI's taxonomy places the organism in Eukaryota, Viridiplantae, Streptophyta, Magnoliopsida, Caryophyllales, Amaranthaceae. The coding region runs from base 305 to 1582 and encodes 425 amino acids.
UACUUCGGGGGCAGCUCCCUUAGAAGGAAGCAUAUAAUGGGCUUCAAACUUUGCAAAGUUUGCUCAUUGUAGAAAGCAAGAUUUUGUGUCUCGCUCUUCCUCGCUCACUCUUUACAGUAUUAUUUCUUGAUAGUAAUUCCUUUCAGUUGUUUUCUUAUUAAAUCUAGCUCCAAUUCUGAACUUCCAAGCUUAAAGAUCAAACAUAUCAUAUUCGCAUUAACUCGAUUCGAGUUAAGUUCUGGGUGAUCUUAGAGGAGCAAACAAUAACAUUAUUGCAAGAGAAAAAGCAAAUUAAGAAAUCAUAAUGGAUGAGAAAAUUAAUGAAGGAGAGAAAGUAGAUGAAGUAAUGCUUCCAGGGUUUAGGUUUCAUCCUACCGAUGAAGAGCUUGUAGGAUUUUACUUGAAGAGGAAGAUUCAACAACGUCCUCUUUCUAUUGAGCUCAUCAAGCAGCUUGAUAUAUAUAAAUAUGAUCCAUGGGAUCUUCCAAAGUUUGCAUCUGGUGGAGAGAAAGAGUGGUAUUUUUAUUGUCCAAGAGACAGAAAAUAUAGAAACAGUGCAAGGCCUAAUAGAGUAACAGGAGCUGGAUUUUGGAAAGCAACAGGAACUGAUCGUCCAAUCUACUCAUCGGAGUGUAGCAAGUGCAUUGGAUUGAAGAAGUCUUUGGUGUUUUACAAAGGUAGAGCUGCCAAAGGGGUUAAGACUGACUGGAUGAUGCAUGAGUUUCGCCUUCCUACUUUUACUGAUUCUACCAUUUCAAAGAGAUGUGUUGAUAAAAAUCUUCCUAUUAAUGAUUCAUGGGCAAUAUGCAGGAUAUUCAAGAAGACAAGUCCUAUAACUCCAAGAACUCACUCCCACUCUUGGGUAUCUCCUUCCUUGCCUAACCCUAACAUAAACCCUUCAACUCAUUCACUUACAUCAACUACUUGCAACAACCCUAAUUUCAGCCCUGAAAACAUCACCAAUAGUACUAGUUGUAGUUCUUCCAUGCAAUCAAACUCUAACUACAUGAACGAAUUAGACAAAAUUUUGCAAUUACCCAAUUCUUUCUCAUUCUUAGAUCACUUACCAACCUUCAAACCCAUCUACCCUAACGAUUAUGAUACAAUAUCUAAUGAUAAUCUGUUUCCAAAUAUUGCAACCUUGUUAGAUCUUCCACCUAGCUACAUUUUGCCUCAACUUGAGGAGCCAUCUCAGCCGCCGUCGAAAUCCAAUAACAUCGAUAUCUCAUCGAUGUUCUUAAACAUGUCAUCCUCAAUUCUUGAACAUACCAAUAAACAUUCGGAUGUGAACGUUGAUUUUGGUAUGUUGCCUAAUAUAAAUGGACAAUGCCUUGAUUUUCCACUUGUUACAUUGUCACAAGAUCAUAUGCAACAUAAUAAUGAAGGUGAUAAUCAACAAGAUUAUGCAUGUACUUUGUUGGGAAAUUUGAACAAUAUGUUGUAUGCUGAGGAUGAAUGUCAUGCAUGGGACGAAAUUCACACUGUUGGAUCAAUUCCAAUUUCAAGCUUGUUGCCACCGUUGGCUAUGCCUGAGGCAUGGAAAUCACCAUCAAUGUGGGAUUGUGCACCACCUUUGUCAUAGCAGAAAGUGUGCAAUUGUAAUGAAUUUUGUUAGUUCUUGGAGUUUGCAACUUCUUCUAACCAAUAUUUUUCUUCUUUAUGAUCGAUUGUUGAGGUUUAUGUAACUACUAUCUAGAUGUUAACAAUGGUAAGGAUGAAUUAGUAGUGUAUGUGAAGAGCAUCAACUUGUUUUGUACUAUGUUUUGUAGUCUUGUAGGGACUUCUUCAACCUGUUUUGAGUGUUGAAAAGCUGCAAAUUUAUAACAUUAUUAUUGGAGCGUAGACAUCAGAUCAAAAGGUCUGUGU